UGUAUUUACAUAAGUUAGUGUUACAUUAUUAACAAUGCUAUUAUAAUGCAUUUUCAGAGAAUACCCAAUUUGUAUACUUUUACAAACUGUUGCUAUAGAGUAUAAUUGUUUUUUUUUUCCUAUUUAAUUGAUUGCCAUAAUAAUUUGGAAGCCACUUCUGUAACUUCUUUUCUGAUGUUGAUAGAUCGUCAGAAUCAACUGAAAUUUCCUUAUUUCAUAUUUUUAUUUUCUUUCGGAAUAAUGUUGCAAAUUUAGUAAAAUUAGAAGAAAAUUCAUGCAUUGCUGCAGUUCAUAAAAUUGGCCAAUGGAACAUCGAAAUUUUUCGUGCAAUAAUUUUCGAUGCUGUGCUCGCACAGAUUGUUGGUUACGAAUACGUGGCCCUGAACUGCCCUGCACAUCAAGGUCGCUAUUCAUUAUUGGACAACCGGUGCCACAGUUGGAAGGGCCAACGACGUCUUCAAAUUUAGCAUUUCGAUAUACAAGACCGACCGAAAUUAUUCAGGAGGAUAUAAAUUUGAAACAAUUACUUCUUUCGGAUACCACAACACAAUGCUCUCCCCUUCAUCUGCGUCAGUUACUUCGUCUCUAUAAAAUUGAUGUUCUCUCUCCAGCGCAUAUUCUAUUUUUGCUUGUUUACCUUAUUGCAUUGGAGUGUGGUUUUGUGCCGAAACAGCUAUUUAAGAAGUUUUGCCGUGUGCUUCCGACAAUUCCACCUUUCCUUACCUAUCACUCAAAAAAUGUAUUGUUUCUAAGUAGGGAAAAACCGAUGUAUCAGUUCAAGAGCCCUCAUGAGACAUAUUUCUCCAUUGAGCUUCGUGUGCUAAAUCGAAAUGUAAAGCAUAGCUCUCUCUACUCAACACUUACGGCUCUUGUAAGUGGGAAUUAUCUACUUGUGACUCUAACUCCAACUACAACUACAUUGAGGGGUUCUAGCUCUUGUUUGUCAAUUAACCGUUAUAUUAUAUCACAUUUAACUUCGCAUGAACCGAUAUCGCGGUAUUUUAGAAAUCUAGACCAAUUAACAGCACAAUUGCGCGACAAAGUUUUUAUACCAGUUCGCAAUGAGCAAUUAGCAUAUAUGGGGGCAAGUCCUUAUCCUUCAAUUAGUGGUCUGCCAUCGGAUAUUCGUGAGAUCCUCUACGAAUAUCUAAAUGAAAACGAUUUGAAAAAUUUGUCCCAAAUGUCCAAGCAAUUUUAUGCAGAACUAGAAAAGAGGAACAUGGAGAGCUACAAAGAGGACAUCCAAAAUGGACCUAACGAACAGACCGAUUUAGAAGAAAGCGCUUUGGAAAAAGAUAACAGUAAAAACAUAUUUGUUUGAUGAAGUUUUUAUGAAAAGAACCUUAAAUCAAAAUAACUGGCUGUUUUAGUAAAUCUUCAAUUUUAAAUAUUUCUAGGUAAUGCUUUCUAGGAAGAUCUGAUAUACUAUAACAUUAAAAUUAAUGUAAAAUAAAAUAAUAUUAUGGACAACAAAUGUU
Bactrocera latifrons is the source of this 1478-nucleotide messenger RNA. Its product is annotated as protein nutcracker-like. Gene Ontology annotation, molecular function: protein binding. The transcript is spliced from 2 exons. Bases 305 to 1321 code for a protein of 338 amino acids. The record is from RefSeq and is a predicted model, not a curated record. NCBI's taxonomy places the organism in Eukaryota, Metazoa, Arthropoda, Insecta, Diptera, Tephritidae.